This is a messenger RNA of Cooperia oncophora, 189 nucleotides long. The record is from the annotation of a GenBank genome assembly. Lineage: Eukaryota; Metazoa; Nematoda; Chromadorea; Rhabditida; Trichostrongylidae.
AUGGUAGGACCUCCAUACUGCCUUAUUUUCCAUUAUUUGGAACAUUUAUCAUCAUCAUUAGAAGGCUUGGAGGAUGGCAUCAGAGCGGCUGUACGUAACUCGGGAUACCAGGUCCGAAAAAGCACAGUUUUCCUUAUCGAUGAGGUCAAUCUCGCCUCUUUGGGAGUGCAGUAUGGACAAACAGAUUAG